Messenger RNA from Etheostoma cragini (Arkansas darter), 1360 nucleotides. RefSeq names its product claudin-10-like. Gene Ontology annotation, biological process: cell adhesion; bicellular tight junction assembly. Gene Ontology annotation, molecular function: structural molecule activity. Gene Ontology annotation, cellular component: plasma membrane; bicellular tight junction. The record is from RefSeq and is a predicted model, not a curated record. The transcript is spliced from 5 exons. NCBI's taxonomy places the organism in Eukaryota, Metazoa, Chordata, Actinopteri, Perciformes, Percidae. Bases 138 to 914 code for a protein of 258 amino acids.
CGGCCUCUUGAAUGUGCUUAAGUGUGUGUUUUUGGCAUAACACACGACACAGGUACCCUGCAGUUUGUGUUCAGAAGCUGUUGUGUCGUUGCUUGGAUUUGCCUUUCUCUGUCUAGAGGCUCAAAGUCCACGCAAGCAUGAGUUACAGGACUGUGGUAAUGUACAUGGAGAUCGGCUGCUUUGUUGUCUGUGUGUCUGGAUGGAUCCUGGUGUGUUCCACAAUGCCCACAGAUAUCUGGACAUGGUCUCAGAUAGAAAGCCGAGUCUUGACUUCUUCACACUACUUCUCCAACCUGUGGAAGGAUUGUAUAUCGGAUUCAACUGGAGUCAUUGACUGCAAGAACAUUCCAUCACUGCUUGCACUGAAUUGGGACAUUCACAUGUGCCGUGCUCUCAUCAUCAUCUCUAUCAUCUUGGCUUUCUUUGGAUCAGUUCUGGUCUUAGUGGGAAUGAAGUGUACUAAGAUUGGGGGAUCAGAGAUUGUUAAUGCAAAACUAACCUUUGCUGGGGGAAUGAACUACCUAAUUGGAGGACUCUGUUCUAUGACUGCUUUCUCCUAUUAUGGAAACAAACUUAGAGCAGAAUUUCAGGACCCUACCUACAAAGCUGAGAAAUUUGAAAUAGGCGUUGGUGUCUUUAUCGGCUGGGGAGGCUCUACCUUACUUGUUGUUGGAGGCCUCAUUUACAGUAUCUUUGCUGGGAGGGAAGGGUUCCACUCAAGAUCAAAAAGAUUCCCUGAAUACCAGUUCCCUGAUGCCUACAGAGUUGUUCCGACAAAAAAGAGGGUUCCGUUUUUGGCUCGUACAGAGAUGAGGGAGAGCAGAAAACCAUUGACCACCAGUAGCAGCAGAGGCAGCAGCAUCUCUGGGAUCACAACCACCACCAAUGCCUCAGCUGUUAAUGCAUAUGUAUGACCUGUUUCCAAAGGUGGAAAAGAUUUUGUCUAUCUGUCCUUCAUGAAAUAUGUGUCUCUUCCUUUUCCAAAACAUUUUAUAAUCUAAGCCCAUACUUAAGCUUUAAUAUUAGUCUUUAGAAUGGGUCUUAUUUCCACAGCAGACAUUUAGCAUUAACAAUGGUUCUAUUCAAGUGUCACAAAACAUGUAUUAAUUAUCAAGAUGUUUGGCUGUUGUUGUAGCCAUAAAUAUGUUUUAAUAGUACGGAUAUAUAAAACAAUGUAUAUUAACAUGAAGAAAUAAGUAACUAAUUAUGCUAGGACUUAAUGUUGACAUGUAUGCUACCCAUUUCUAGAUUGCUUGUUUAAACCUGACUGAAGGUUGCAUGCUUUAAAAUAGCCUAACACUGCUGUUGAUUGAUGUUGUCAGAUGUAUUUGAAAUUUGCAAUAAAACUAAAUGUUUAAAG